Molecule: messenger RNA, 5721 nt
Organism: Leptonychotes weddellii (Weddell seal)
Lineage: Eukaryota; Metazoa; Chordata; Mammalia; Carnivora; Phocidae
Gene: ADGRF5
Product: adhesion G protein-coupled receptor F5
Biological process (GO): adenylate cyclase-activating G protein-coupled receptor signaling pathway; regulation of lipid metabolic process; energy reserve metabolic process
Cellular component (GO): cytoplasmic vesicle; membrane
Molecular function (GO): G protein-coupled receptor activity
Source: RefSeq, a predicted model, not a curated record
UUCAAACAGAAGCAAGCCUCUCACGGUUGGCGCUGUGAGGCUCGGAGGACCACAGCAGGGGAGGCGCGGGACAGGGGUGAGGCUGAGCUUGGCACGGAGCUGCCAGUCCUGCCUGAGCCCUCACAAUGAAUCCUGCUUGGCUUUGUCUUCAUCGGGUGUAGGUUUUCUUGGAGACCGCGGGGCAAAUGGCCUCCUAGUGGAAACCUGGAUGGUUUUAGGCGUCUGAUCAGAGCAGAAGGCAGCCUGGGGACUGCGGUGCUGGACAGGCAAAGCAACUCAAUCCUAAAGAAAUGAAAUCCCCAAGGAGAACCACAUUGUGCUUCAUGAUUAUUGUGAUUUAUUUUUCCCAAGCUACAUUGAACUUGAAUUUAGAGUCUAUUGUUCAUCCCUUGAUUCUCCGUGAACAUGAACCAGCAGGGAAGGAGCUACUAAGGCAAAAACGAGCAGUAGCCUCGAGUAGCCCAGCAGCUGAAGAGUACAUCGUUGAUGUGGAGAUCAGUUUUGAAAAUGCCUCCUUCCUGGAGCCUAUCAAAGCUUACUUGCACAGCCUCAGUUUCCCAAUUCAAGGGAAUAGCACUGACCAAGCCACCAACAUUUUAAACAUUGAGGUGACAACAGUCUGCAGACCUACUGGGAAUGAAAUCUGGUGCUCCUGUGAGACAGGCUACAGGUGGCCUCAGGAAAAGUGCCUCCAAAAUCUCACUUGUCAAGAGCAUGACAGUGUCCCUGCAGGGCAUCACUGUGGUUGCCUUAAAGGACUACCUCUCAAGGGACCUUUCUGCCAGCUCCAAGGAGCAGAUGUUACCCUAAGAAUGUCAGUCAGACUCAAUGUGGGCUUUCAAGAAGACCUCAAGAACACUUCCUCUGCUCUCUAUAGGUCCUACAAGACUGACUUGGAAAUAGCGUUCUGGAAAGGUUACAGUAUUUUACCAGGCUUCAAAUUGGUGACUGUGACAGGGUUCAGGCCCGGAAGUGUGGUUGUGACAUAUGAGGUCAAGACGACAACACCAUCACCCGAAUUAAUGCAUAAAGCAAACGAGCAAGUAAUGCAGAACCUUAAUCAGACCUACAAAAUGGACUACAGCUCCUUUCAAGCAGUUACUAGCAAUGAAACGAAGUUCACCAUCAUACCAGAAAUCAUUUUUGAAGGGGACACGGUAAAUCUGGUGUGUGAAAAUGAAGUUUUGUCCUCUAACGUGUCCUGGCACCAUGUCGAAAGGCGUUCUGACUUGCAGAACAGCAGCAGAUUCUCGGUCUACAGCACCGUGCUCAACAAUGUGACCUCAAUAUCGAGCCUCACGAUUUACAACAUCACUCCGGGCGAUGCAGGUGAAUAUAUUUGCAAGCUGACAUUAGAUAUUUUUGAAUAUGAGUCCAGAAAAAAAAUAGAUGUCAUGCCCAUCCGAAUUUUGGCAACUGAAGAAAUGAAGGUGACGUGCGACAACAAUCCUGUAUCUUUGAACUGCUGCAGUGAGAUUAAUGUUAAUUGGAGCGCAAUAGAAUGGAAGCAGGAGGGGAAAAUAAACAUUCCAGGCAACCCUGAAACUGACCUAGAGUCCGGCUGCAGCAGGUACACCCUCAGGGCAGACGGGACUCAGUGUCCCAGCGGGUCGGCUGGAACAACGGUUGUCUAUGCGUGCGAGUUCAUCAGCAGCCACGGGGCCAGAGGCGGCAAGAACAUAGAAGUGACAUUUACCUCUGUGGGAGAUAAUCCCAGCCACAAAGGGGAAGUGCACGAGUUCCCAAGGCAGGAGAUGGAAAUGAGUACAGUUGAGAGCACCACCAGGAACAGCGUAGAAACAAAGAAAGCCCAGGAGCCACAAGCCAACCUAACAAUAACCCCGGACCCAAUUUCUGUUUCUGAGGGACAAAACUUUUCCAUAAAGUGCAUCAGCGAUGUGAGUAACUAUGAUGAGGUUUACUGGAACACUUCUGCUGGAAUUAAAAUAUACCAAAAGUUUUAUACCACGAGGAGGUCUGCUGCUGGAGCAGAGUCGGUGCUGAGAGUGAAGAUCGCGACCCGGGAAUGGAACGGAACCUAUCAUUGCAUAUUUAGAUAUAAGAAUUCGUACAGUGUCGCGACGAAAGAUGUGACCGUUCACCCACUGCCCCUAGAGCCAGACAUCAUGGUGGAUCCUCUGGAGGCUACAGUUCCAUGCAAAGGUUCCCAUCACUUCAGGUGCUGCAUUGAGGAGGAUGAAGACUACAAAGUAACUUUCCAAAUGGAUUCCUUAUCCUUUCUUGCCGAAAAAGAAGUUAAAGGAAAGCAAGUGUGUUACAAAUACAAUUUCAUGGCAAGCUCAGUUUCCAGGUGUCCAAAAAAGCUGGACAUAUUUUGUCACUUUACCAAUGCUGCUAAUAAUUCAGUCCGGAGCUCAUCUAUGAAGCUUAACCUGGUUCCUGGAGAGAAGAUCAUGUGCCGAGAUCCCACAAUAGGUGUUGGGGAGCCUGGGAAAGUCAUCCAGAAACUAUGCCAGUUCUCAAACGUACCCAGCAGCCCUGGAGGUCCCACUGGCGGGAUCAUGACUUACAAAUGUGUAGGCUCCCACUGGGAGGUGAAGAAAAAUGACUGCAUCUCUGCCCCAAUAAAUAGUCUGCUCCAGCUGGCCAAGGAUUUGAUCAAGAGCCCCUGUCAGGAUACGAAGCUCCCCACAUACCUGAAGGAUCUUUCUGUCAGCACAGGCAAGGUGAAACAUGAAGUCAGCUCAUUUCCUGGGAGCCUGGGAGCCAUCAUUAACAUCCUGGAUUUGCUCUCAACAGUUCCAACCCAAGUGAAUUCAGAAAUGAUGACGAACGUUCUCUCUACGGUUAACACCAUCCUCAGCAAGCCCAUGUUGAGUACCUGGAAGGUGUUCCAACAGCAACAGACCAACCAGAGCUCACAGCUCCUGGAUUCAGUAGAAAGAUUUUCCCGAGCAUUACAGUCUGAAGAUAGCACUUUUUUGUCUAUCAACCAAACGAAUGUGCAGAUGAGGAGCAUGGUAAUAAAACCUGGCCCUCCAAAAACCUACAAACAGAACUUUGUUUUCUCGGACUUGGACCUCUGGGGCAAUGUGGCCAUUGACAAGUGCGAGCUGGGAAGCCUGCAGUGGGGUUCGUCUGUUGUCACUGUCGCUUUCCCAACUCUCAAAACCAUCCUCACUCAGGAUGGGCAAGGAAAGAACGUUGCAAACAGCUUAGUGAUGACAACUACUGUCAGCCACAAUAUAACCCUGCCAUUCCGGAUUUCGAUGACUUUUAAGAACAUCAACCCUUCAGGUGGAGUACCACAGUGUGUCUUCUGGAAUUUCAACCUUGCCAACUACACAGGGGGGUGGGAUAGUAGUGGGUGUUAUGUGAACAGAGUCGAUGGGGACAGUGUCUCCUGCAUCUGUGACCACCUCACAUCGUUCUCCAUCCUCAUGUCCCCUGACUCUCCAUACCCUGGUUCCCUCCUGGAAAUACUACUGGAUAUCAUUUCCUACAUUGGGUUGUGCUUUUCCAUCUUGAGCUUAGCAGCCUGUCUAGUGGUGGAAGCCGUGGUGUGGAAAUCAGUAACCAAGAAUCGGACUUCCUAUAUGCGCCACAUCUGCAUAGUGAACAUUGCCACCUCCCUUCUGGUGGCUGACAUCUGGUUCAUUGUGGCUGCUGCCAUCCACGACCAUUUUUACCCUCUCAACGAGACAGCCUGUGUGGCCGCCACCUUCUUCAUCCACUUCUUCUACCUCAGCGUCUUUUUCUGGAUGCUGACUCUGGGCCUCAUGCUCUUCUACCGCCUGGUUUUCAUCCUGCAUGACACAAGCAAGUCCAUUCAGAAGACUAUUGCAUUUUCUCUUGGCUAUGGCUGCCCUCUUGUCAUCUCAGUCAUCACAGUAGGGGCCACCCAGCCCCAAGAAGUCUACACCAGGAAGAAUGCCUGCUGGCUCAACUGGGAGGAUACCAAGGCCCUGCUGGCCUUCGUCAUCCCAGCGCUGAUCAUCGUGGUAGUGAACAUGACCAUCACAGUUGUGGUCAUCUCCAAGAUCCUGAGACCUUCCAUUGGAGACAAGCCAAGCAAGCAGGAGAAGAGUAGCCUGUUUCAGAUCAGCAAGAGCAUUGGGGUCCUCACGCCACUCUUGGGGCUCACCUGGGGUUUUGGCCUUGCCACUGUGUUCCAAGGAAGCAAUGCUGUGUUCCAUAUUAUAUUUACACUACUCAAUGCCUUUCAGGGAUUAUUCAUUUUACUCUUUGGCUGCCUCUGGGAUCAGAAGGUCCAGGAAGCGUUGCUAAAGAAGUUUUCACUGUCAAGAUGGUCUUCGCAGCACUCAAAGUCAACAUCCCUAGGUUCAUCAACACCUGUAUUUUCUAUGAGUUCUCCAAUAUCAAGAAGAUUUAACAAUUUGUUUGGUAAAACAGCAGCCCCAAAGGGCCCCCCAGGCAGUGAUGGAAACCUUGUUAGCAGUGGCAGCUCACCAAUCUGAUGGAACGUACAAUGUUUCCACCCCAGAAGCAACCAGCUCAUCCCUGGAAAACACAUCCAGUGCUUACUCCUUGCUCAACUAAGAACAGGAAAAACGACCUAUGUGACUUCUUUAAAGGACAGUGGAUAUGCUCGGAAAAAAAAAAUCCUUUCAAAGCCGUGGGUAAAAUGUUUUCUCUGCAGGCUUCCUGGAGCAGAUGCUGAAGAGCCUCUUCCAUUAGGGAAAAGAAGCUUUCUUUCAUAAAGACAGACUAAACGUAAUUGUUAAGUUUAUUUGCUGUCCCAGCCCCCACCUCUUGUGUGAUACUAAAUGUGUACAGUAUUUAAGUGAGACUCAAGUCCCCGGAGGCCCAACUUCCCUGUCUAUAUUGUAAAAUAGAAUUUCAAAGAGACAUUUUUACUUUUCACACGUUGGGCACAAAAAUAAGCUUUGAUUAACAUAAUAAGCACAAGGCUAGUACCCAGGAAAUACUUCAGUGAACUCUCAGAAGGAAGGGAGGAAAGAAGGAAGGACACAGGAAAAAAGAAAAAUAUAGAGAAAAACAAUUAAGAACCACAUUUUAAAAAUUUCCAUGUUAACAUAAUUAUUCUGAUACUGCAACAUGGAGAAUAUAAAAAUGGCUCAAAAACAGAAACUGAAAUAAAUCAUGGAGAAAGUUUGGUAUUUUCUUGGUAUUUUCUUAGCUACAAGAGAACAUUUUUUUAGAAAGGCAGUGGGAAGAGAUUGGGAGGAAAUUGUAACAUCAGGAUGCUUUCAAGUGGAUAAUAAUAUUUACAAGAAAUUCAUGGAAGGAGAUAUAAUUCUCCUGAUGCUAAACACACACACACAUGCUGGUGCACGUGAAGUUUUGAGCUCAGGGGAGGGAGCAGGCAGAGGAAAUGGGAUAGCCGUGCUUUAUCAGAUCUAAGCAGAUCCAACUGCUAGUUACAUUUUUUACCGUUUAUCGGAAAAGCCUUAUCUUUUGGUAUGUUCCACUUUUUGAAGGCAAAAAAAUAUAUAUUUUUAUAUGCAUCACUUGCCAAAUGUGACAUAAGGUGAUAUGAAUGUGAUAUAUUGUACUGGAAACAGAUCCCGACUGUUGUGUAUUAUAUUUAACAGCUUUAACCAGGUACUUCCCUGUGCAUCAUAGAAUAGAUUUUCAUAAUCUUAUGGCGUUGUUUAUCACUGUUGUUGCUACUGUGGAUUUAGUGGCCCUUGGUGUGUGGUCUAGCUCCCUAUGUAUUAGCUCUUUCAGUCCUUAAGUUCCAAGACCAAUAUACGGUAAGAGUUUUGUAUUGUCUAA